AUGUCCGGGAUCACGCCUCCCACCUUGGCGACAGAGUCGCCAACAGGAGCGUCCGAAGCGGUGGUCAAUACACUAGGACUGGAUCCCGGUCUUAGUGAUGAUGACGAUGAUGCCGACUCUGCUUACAACUCGAAUAUUCAGUCGUCUACCGAGUCUUUGGCAUCCUCUAUUAUUCAAUACCGGACUCUUCACGGGCGCACUUACCAUAGUGAGCGCGGCAAUGCACAAUACUGGGCUGCAAAUGACGAACAGCAGAGCAUUUCGCUUGACCUUUUCGACUUUGCCGACGCACAUCCUGAUUGCACCGUAAUUGGCACCGACAUAUCGCCUAUCCAGUCGACGUGGGUACCGCCCAAUCUAAAAUUUGAAAUCGAAGACUACACAAGCCCAUGGUCAUAUUCAGACGGGACCUUUGACUAUGUGCAUAUGCGCUACCUUGAAGGAACUAUCAAAGACUGGACUGGAGUGGCUAAAGAGGCAUACAAGUCUCUGAAGCCUGGUGGAUGGAUUGAGAGUUCUGAAGCCUCUGCAAACUUUGUCUCUGAUGAUGAUUCUAUUCCCCCAAACUCAGCUAUGGCCCAGUGGGGCCCUAUUUUUUGGAAGGGUGGCGAGCAGAGUGGCCGGUCGUUCCGCAUAUAUGAAGACGACAUACAAGCGAAGUGUUUGAAAGCCGCUGGCUUUGUUGAUCUACACGUGAAGGAAUUUAAGGUAUCGUCCUAA
Molecule: messenger RNA, 720 nt
Organism: Grosmannia clavigera kw1407
Lineage: Eukaryota; Fungi; Ascomycota; Sordariomycetes; Ophiostomatales; Ophiostomataceae
Product: methyltransferase type 12
Exons: 4
Coding region: 1-720 (239 amino acids)
Molecular function (GO): methyltransferase activity
Source: RefSeq, a predicted model, not a curated record